AUGGAUUACGGUCCCCGCGUCUCCACUGGUGGCGGAGCGGCCGACAGGCCACUCCUCGGCGUCAGCACCGGCAGCGGAGGCAGUCCCCACCACUCGGCGCCGUCAUCGCCUCGGCGCGCUCACCCCCCUUCCUUCCGCGGACCCGCCGGCGUCUCCUUCUCGCGGCUGCGCCGGUGGUGGAAGCCCUUCCUCAUCCUCCUCGUCCCCCCACUCCUCAUCUACUCGUACGCGCUCGUCCACCCGCUUUUCCCCGACACGCUCCCGGCCUUGCCCAAAGUCAAGAUUGAGACGCAGCACGGGUCAUGGAGUUCGAGCUCUGAUGCUGCUACCGGCGACGACAACGCGACGGGCGACAAGGAGACAAUCUACGUCACGCCUGGGUCGUGUAUCUGUCCCGAUACCGAGCGUGGACAGCAGCUCUGCAACGUCUACCAGAGGCAGGGACUGCAGACAUCGAGACUCUACGAGGGAAGCGGCGCCCGCGUGCGCCGACUGCUCGCCAACGCGCGUGAAGGAAAGGCCGUCAAGGUUGGCGUAUUGGGAGGCAGUGUCUCCGCAUGCAGAGGAGUGCACCCUUCCCCCGAGUUUCCAGAGGGCGACCCUUCGGGCCCAGGGUGCUAUACGUCACUAGUCAAGCACUGGUUCCAGGACGCGUUUCCGACGACGAACAUCGAGUUUAAGAAUGGCGCUAUCGGAGGAAGCGACUCGAGCUACUAUGCCUUUUGUGGAACUCACCACAUUGCAACUGACGUCGACCUCGUGAUUCUUGAGUUUGACGUGAACGACCAGUCCGACCCGGUCUACCAGACCUUCUUUGACCAGCUCCUUCGUGUGCUGCUCGAGUUUGAGUCUCAGCCGGCCAUUGUCAUCCUCGGCUCGUGGUCGCCCCAGGUCGCACAGGACCAGGGCUAUGGCGACCCCCAGAUUGUCCACCUGCCCAUUGCACACUACUAUGACAUUCCCUACGUGUCGCUCAAGCGCCUCAUAUUCAACCACUACACGCGCUACCCGCAGUCUACCGCCAAGACCUUCUUCCUCGCCGACCAGCUGCACCCGAAUGCACGUGGCCACCGCCUCUUGAGCGACAUCCUGGUCUCGUACCUUGAAUCUCAGCUGUGCCUGCUCGACCAUUAUGGCCUGCCCGUCGUGCCUCCUAUCGAGCACACCAUUGCGACGUCUGACCCGUCGUCUUCGCUCAUCGACGUCAACUUUGACAUGCCGCAGCCUUUGCGUGUCGAUGGCGCCGUUGACUGGACCAAGCCGCCUGACGGAUGGGAGGAGACGUUCAACGAGGACAACCUCGAGGCGAUCGGCAACGAACGCCGUCUUUUUGCGCUUCCUCAAACUCCUUACGCCAUCCCAUUCUUCCCCAUGUUCGCGCCGCUCGUGGAGUCUAUCGACCCAAACAAGCCGGACCCCUCGUCGCCCAGCCACAUCCUGGAUCUGCGCCAGCCAGAGCUCUUCUGCGCCGAUGCCAACGACGCCAAGAACCCCAUGCAGCCGACGUCCCAUGAGGGCUGGGAGCCGUUUGUCUGGAACGGCGAGAAGCACUACUGGGUGUCGUCCGAGGUCGACGCCCGCAUUCGCGUGGAAGUCAAGGUCAAUGCUGGCCGCAUUGCCGUCUACUACUUCCGCUCACAGCACUAUGACCUCGGCGACGCGCUCUGCUGGGUCGACGAUAACGAGAAGGGUGCCAUCCGCCUGUCGGGCUACUGGACCAAGCAGUACAACAUGGCCGUCGUCGACUAUAUCGACCGCAACGUCACCAGCGGCGACCACUACGUCACCUGCAAGAUUGCAGAGGAGAACAGCCAUCCGCAUAACCCUGACGCGCACCAUUUCCGUAUCGUCGCGGUCAUGGCGACGUAG
Messenger RNA from Apiotrichum porosum, 1869 nucleotides. RefSeq lists its product as uncharacterized. NCBI's taxonomy places the organism in Eukaryota, Fungi, Basidiomycota, Tremellomycetes, Trichosporonales, Trichosporonaceae. The record is from RefSeq and is a predicted model, not a curated record. Bases 1 to 1869 code for a protein of 622 amino acids. The transcript has 4 exons.